GCCCAAUUUAAUCAGUUUCACAUUAGUGCUUCAGCCGAACGGUUCGCGUCGACGUCUGUUUGCAAAAAAGCGGCGUCUUAAACCAUUCCAGGGACAGCGUAGUGUCCUCUUAUCGCGCCUUUCUUGGUGUGCUCGUGUUUGCAGAAUCCAUAGCCGGAUAACCGACGUCGACAAGAUGCUAAAGUUCGUCGCCAUUGCCACCGUGGGGCUGCUGUUCUGUGCCGUCCAGUGCGUCAAAGUGGACUACUACGGUUCGCUGUACAAUCCGAAGGACGAGCUGCACGCGCCAUACCACGAGAAGGAGGACAAGCAGGACUUUAGCAAAAUUCCCGGCGUGCCCGGUGUCGACUAUCCGAUCUACCACGAGGUGCCGCACACCAGCUUCCACUGUGGCAACGUGCCCGCCAUCCCCGGCAUGUACGCGAACGUCGAAACCGGCUGCCAGGCCUACCACACCUGCCACGAUGGGCGCGAGGGACACCAGGGCGCGUCCUUCCUCUGCACCAACGGUACGCUGUUCAAUCAGAAGGAAUUCGCCUGCGACUGGUGGUACAAUGUCAAGUGCGAGGAAGCGCCCAGCUACUACCAUCUGAAUGCCGACCCCGAGCACAACCCCUUCACGCCCAAGCGCAAGCCGGAGGAAGAGCACCAGCAGCACAAGAAAUUCCUCAUCCACGUCUAGGCUGGUGAUGCUGUUUUUCCCCUUCUGCCGUUGUUGUUGUUGAGAUUCACAUUCUCUCACUCUAUUCAUCCAGUCGCUCUUGUUACUGUUGUAAAUAUUUUUUCGGAAAUAUAUAUGAACUGUUUUUUGAACCUUUUUCAUCACAAU
Molecule: messenger RNA, 829 nt
Organism: Anopheles merus
Lineage: Eukaryota; Metazoa; Arthropoda; Insecta; Diptera; Culicidae
Exons: 2
Coding region: 176-682 (168 amino acids)
Cellular component (GO): extracellular region
Molecular function (GO): chitin binding
Source: RefSeq, a predicted model, not a curated record